This is a messenger RNA of Lachancea mirantina, 738 nucleotides long. The record is from the annotation of a GenBank genome assembly. Lineage: Eukaryota; Fungi; Ascomycota; Saccharomycetes; Saccharomycetales; Saccharomycetaceae.
AUGGCUACCAGAACGCAAUUUGAGAACUCCAACGAGGUGGGCGUCUUUUCGAAGCUCACCAACUCGUACUGUCUGGUGACGGUGGGCGGGUCUGAGAACUUUUACUCAGCUUUCGAAGCAGAGCUAGGCGACGCCAUUCCGAUCGUGCACACAACAAUCGCCGGUACCAGAAUCGUGGGCAGAAUGACCGCGGGCAACCGCCGCGGUCUGCUGGUGCCCACGCAAACGACGGACCAGGAGCUACAGCACUUGAGAAACAGUUUGCCCGACUCAGUCAAGAUACAGCGGGUCGAAGAGCGUCUUUCGGCUUUGGGGAACGUGAUCUGCUGCAAUGACUACGUGGCGCUCGUGCACCCGGACAUCGACGCGGAAACGGAAGAGUUGAUAGCAGACGUGCUCGGGGUCGAGGUGUUCAGACAAACGAUAUCCGGAAACGUGCUUGUCGGGUCGUACUGUGCGCUCAGCAACCAGGGUGGCCUUGUGCACCCGCAGACGACGGUCCAGGACCAAGAGGAACUGUCGUCGCUGCUGCAGGUGCCGCUUGUGGCCGGUACCGUGAACCGGGGGUCUUCGGUAGUGGGCGCCGGCAUCGUAGUAAAUGACUACCUUGCUGUCGCGGGGCUCGACACCACGGCGCCCGAGCUGAGUGUCAUCGAGAGCAUUUUCCGUCUUCACGACGCCCAACCGGACUCCAUUUCGGGCAACCUGCGCGACACCUUGAUCGAGACCUACUCGUGA